Phycomyces blakesleeanus NRRL 1555(-) is the source of this 624-nucleotide messenger RNA. RefSeq lists its product as hypothetical. The transcript has a single exon. Bases 1 to 624 code for a protein of 207 amino acids. Lineage: Eukaryota; Fungi; Mucoromycota; Mucoromycetes; Mucorales; Phycomycetaceae. The record is from RefSeq and is a predicted model, not a curated record.
AUGAGCUUUACUUCUUUGGGAGCUAAAAUUGAUACCUCUGUUGGCAACAAUAUCAAUGGGGCAUACAACUUCCGGAUUCACGGAACAAUUUGUCAUAGAAUUGGAUCUAUUUUGCCAGUGACAGAAUCUGAUAUCGCUCACCCAAAAUUCGUUCAGAUCUAUAUUUAUGAUAGUGCUGCUCAGAUAGAUCAAAGACAGUACCAUUCCCCACAAUUGGAGAGAAGUGUUUUGGAGAAGAUUCAGUCCAUUCUUAUGGAAACAAAUCCAUUUGUACAUCUCUUCAGAACAAUGGAUCAAAUUUCUUGGGAAAAGGGACAAUCUAUAGAUCUCACUUUGCGUUUAGUAGCUGAGGGGCCUUGGGAUCUAAGACGGUACAAUGCUCCAACUGCAAGUGAAAUAGCAGUUCUUAUUAUGAAUAAUGAAGAGGGUACUUCAAGAGACAUUGUGCUGCACACCAGAGCCAACUUCCAACAGAACAUCAAUGAGUACCACCGAUCGUAUGAUGCUUUACACUAUGUGCUACUCUUUCCACAUGGUGAAAAUGGUUGGACUAUUGAUGCCAGCUCAUUGUCAGGAGAGCAUGUCACAGUAAUGCAAUGGUACUCAAACCGUUUGAUAUAUUGA